Messenger RNA from Cucurbita moschata (crookneck pumpkin), 2815 nucleotides. RefSeq names its product probable methionine--tRNA ligase. The coding region runs from base 214 to 2634 and encodes 806 amino acids. NCBI's taxonomy places the organism in Eukaryota, Viridiplantae, Streptophyta, Magnoliopsida, Cucurbitales, Cucurbitaceae. The record is from RefSeq and is a predicted model, not a curated record. Gene Ontology annotation, cellular component: aminoacyl-tRNA synthetase multienzyme complex; cytosol. Gene Ontology annotation, biological process: methionyl-tRNA aminoacylation. The transcript has 17 exons. Gene Ontology annotation, molecular function: tRNA binding; ATP binding; methionine-tRNA ligase activity.
AAAAAAAGCCAAAAGGAGUGCGUCACAGACCAGUUUACCCUACUUCCUCAAGCGCCCACUGCGACCUGUCAACGCCGUCGUUGUUUCCGAGUUGCUCUAAAAUUCUCCAUUUCUUCUAUCCACCAUCCCGAUUCUCGCCAUUUGAGGUGUCCGAACGAGGAAGAAUUCAUUGUUGCAGAACAAACCUUUGAUUUUUCAGGCAGAUUAAUAGAGAUGGGAGACGUCUCAGGCGACGCUGCCGCUGGCGGAACCAAGGCCACAAUCCUUCCGAUUCCAGGAAGGAGGAAUAUUCUCAUCACCAGCGCUCUUCCGUACGUCAAUAACGUUCCUCACCUCGGCAACAUCAUUGGCUGUGUGUUGAGUGCUGAUGUUUUUGCUCGGUACUGUCGGCUUAGAGGUUAUAAUACUAUUUACAUAUGUGGAACCGAUGAGUACGGAACGGCGACGGAGACAAAAGCAAUGGAAGAGAAAUGUUCUCCUAAAGAGAUUUGUGACAAGUACCACGCAAUUCAUAAAGAAGUUUAUAAUUGGUUUGGUAUUAGUUUUGAUGAAUUUGGGCGCACAUCAUCUCCACAGCAGACCGAAGUUUGUCAAGCAAUAUUUGGAAAACUGCUGGUGAACAAUUGGCUUUCUGAAAACACGAUGCAACAGCUUUACUGUGAUACUUGUGAGAGAUUUUUAGCCGAUCGGCUCGUUGAAGGCAUCUGUCCCACUCCAGGUUGUGAGUAUGACUCUGCACGUGGUGAUCAGUGUGAAAAGUGUGGGAAACUUCUGAAUCCAACUGAAUUGAAAGAUCCCAGGUGCAAGGUCUGUCAAACAACCCCACGUAUCCGUGACACAAAUCACAUGUUUCUUGAACUUCCUUUGCUAAGAAAUAAACUGGAAGAAUAUAUCAACAAGACGUCUGUGGCCGGAUCUUGGAGCCAAAAUGCUAUUCAAGCAACAAAUGCUUGGCUUAAGGAAGGGUUGAAACCUCGGUGUAUUACAAGAGAUCUAAAGUGGGGGGUUCCUGUUCCCCUUGAAAGGUUCAAGGACAAGGUCUUCUAUGUCUGGUUUGAUGCACCUAUAGGAUAUGUCUCCAUUACAUCAUGCUACACAAAUGAAUGGGAGAAAUGGUGGAAGAAUCCAGAAAAUGUGGAGCUUUUUCAAUUCAUGGGCAAGGAUAAUGUUCCUUUCCACACGGUUAUGUUUCCUUCCACUCUUCUUGGAACUGGAGAAGACUGGACCUUGAUGAAAACCAUUAGUGUUACUGAAUAUUUAAACUAUGAAGCAGGAAAAUUUUCUAAAAGUAAGGGCGUAGGAGUCUUUGGUAAUGAUGCAAAAGAUACAAAUAUUCCCGUAGAAGUAUGGAGAUAUUACUUAUUAGCUAAUAGGCCUGAGGUAUCAGAUACAUUAUUCACAUGGGCUGACUUGCAAGCAAAGCUAAAUGGCGAGUUGUUGAACAAUUUGGGCAACUUCAUUCAUCGAGUUUUGAGCUUCAUUGCCAAACCUUUAGGGCAGGGUUAUGGUUCAAUUAUUCCUGAUGUAUCUGAUGCGGACUCUCAUGGAUUGACAUUGGGUUUGGCUGAGAAAGUGGGUAAAUACGUUGACCAAUAUAUGGAAUCAAUGGAGAAGGUUAAACUAAAACAAGGAUUGAAAUCUGCAAUGGCUAUUUCAACUGAGGGAAAUAUAUAUUUGCAAACAGCACAGUUCUGGAAUCUUUACAAGGAGGACAAACCUUCCUGCAAUCUUGUUAUGAGAACCUCAGCUGGACUAGUUUAUCUUCUGGCGUGUUUAUUAGAACCUUUCAUGCCUUCUUUCUCCCAGGAGGUCUUUAAGCAGCUGAAUAUACCAGUGGAACGGCAUAUGUCACUUUGUGAAGAAAAAGGAGAUAUCGAGAGGGCAAAACAACCUUGGAAGAUCUUACCUUCUGGUCAUAAGAUUGGCACACCAGAGCCAUUAUUCAAAGAAUUGAAAGAUGAAGAAGUAGAACUAUACAGAGACAAGUUUGCUGGAAGUCAGGCUCAACGCAUUGUAAGAGCAGAAGCUGAAGCAGAAAAGCUUGCUGCUCAGCUAAAAAGCACUAACGUUUCAGGCAGUGGAAAGAAGCAACAGGCAAAAUCCACAGGAAGCAAAUCAAAAGCUGCUGUGGAACCAGAAAUCACGAUUACAAGACUCGAUAUCCGUGUUGGCCUAAUUACUAAAGCUCAGAAGCAUCCUGAUGCUGAUUCCCUAUAUGUGGAAGAAAUUGAUGUGGGAGAAUCGCAACCUCGAACCGUUGUCAGUGGACUAGUCAAGUACAUUCCUCUUGAAGAGAUGCAGAAUCGGAAGGUCUGUGUUCUUUGCAACUUGAAGCCGGCAGCUAUGAGGGGCAUUAAAUCGCAAGCCAUGGUCCUUGCUGCUUCCAAUAGUGACCACACUAAGGUCGAAUUAGUCGAGCCACCGAAAGACGCUAUUGUCGGAGAAAGAAUUAAAUUCUCAGGAUUCGAAGGCGAGCCCGACAGCGUGUUGAACCCGAAGAAGAAGGUAUGGGAGACACUGCAGGUAGAUUUGGCUACUAACGCAGACCUGGUGGCAUGUUUUAAAGAUAUUCCAUUUACUACAUCUGCUGGUAUUUGCAAAGUUUCCUCUAUUUCUAGUGGCUCUAUCAGGUAGACCAAAAAUCUCAGUCAGAGGACAUCGUUUUCCAGGUUUUGAGUUUUUUCUUUCUGGCAGUGUUUUAUUUUAAAUAUUUACUUUUUUCUUGUAAUUUGAAAUAUUAUUAUUAUGCUUUAUUUAUGGGAUGAUUGGCGAAUCAAAUUGUCCCACGUCAUAGAAAGUUUUAUUCAGGUCCUCA